Paramuricea clavata is the source of this 8587-nucleotide messenger RNA. NCBI's taxonomy places the organism in Eukaryota, Metazoa, Cnidaria, Anthozoa, Malacalcyonacea, Plexauridae. The record is from the annotation of a GenBank genome assembly.
AUGCCAAGAUUUGAUAUCGCGAAAAAACGUUUGAAGCAUUAGGGGCACUUUAAGUCUCAAUACAUGUAUGUUUGGCUUUCGAAAGUAACGUAGUUACGUAGAACAAAGUUUGCAAACUAUAUAGCACAAUUGUUUUCAUAUAUAAGUUAGAACCUCGUAUUUAACUACGUACUUGUACCAUUAAUUAAUGGUACUUUAUUAAACCUAUAGAAACGUUACCCAAAUCAUAUGUUCCGAGCGCUGUUCCAUUGUUCGCUGGCCGAGAAGAUGAAAUUGAACAAAUUACAAACCUUAUAACUGGUCAAUCAACACGACUGGUAAACAUCUGGGGAUCUCCUGGAUUUGGUAAAACAUCCACAGCUAUUGAAGUAGCACGUCGUCUUUUGUCUCUCACCUGCCCUGUGUAUUUUUUUAAAUUACAGGGUAUUAGAACAGCAGAUGAAUUUUUAUCUAAAAUUUUAAGUAUUUUUAAGACUAAUUUAGCUGAUCUUAGUUUACCACCUAUUGACAAGCUAGUAAGUAUUCUAAGAGAACUUUCGUCUCGAAUUUUUCUUAUAUUUGAUAAUCUUGAUGAUCUUCUGUCGAGUGAAAACUGUUCCGUUAGACUUGCGGGUUUAUUUGGACAAUUGUUAGACAGUAAUGUUAACGUUAAUGUAGUUUUUACAACAAGGGAGCUUUUAGAAAAUAUGCGCGAUCUAAUAGAAUGUUUUCGAGACAUCCGAAUUCGACCCCUUCAUCCAGUUUCGUCUGUUGAAUUUGUUCGUCAACUUCUUCCUUCAUUUUCUGAAAGUGUUGUUGCAAAUGUGGCUAGAAUUUCUUCCAAUGUUCCUCUGGCUAUAAAACUUGUUGCUUCGAUAGUUGAAAACAAUAAUGAAGAUAUGGCGAAUAAAAUACUUGCAGAAUUAAAUCUUUCUGGAAAUCUUUUAGAGAUAGACAGGUCAUACGAGCAAAACAUGAAAGGGUUAUUCGAUACUCCUUUUGAGCAGCUGUCAUUAAGUGACAAACGCGCGCUGAUUUCGUUAAUCGUAUUUUCAUCCGGUAGAAUAAGUAAAGAUGCUGCAGUUGAUGUUAUUUCUGAUGAAAUUGGUGUUGUGAAAGCUGUCGGGAGCCUUAAAACACUUAUGAAGAAAUCACUAAUUGAUGAAGAUCCCUGUGCAGAAUAUUACUCUAUUCACCCUCUCAUUCAUUCUUUUGUUGCAGAUAAAGCAAAACAAAGCGAUUUUAAGAAUGUCUUUCAAUCCUCUAGAAUUCGCUUUUGUAGGUAUUACUUUCUUCUUUUUGAAAGGUUUCAUGACGAUUUUCUUUCUGGGAAUUCGGUGGACACUCCCCAACUGCAAGACGCAAUGGAGCAUCUAUCGAUUGCUAUUCAUUAUUUUACGACAAGCACGUGUAGUUCAGAAAAUUGUCAAGAUCUUUUUCGCAUCUUGUCCAAGUCUGAAAUAUUUCUUUUUCUUAUUGGUUUACCCUCCCUUGAAUCGCUAGAUAUUUCCAAAUUAUAUGAUUUUGCUAUAGAAAAAUGCAGAACAGAGCAAUACAUCGACGCUUACUCAAAGUUGCAUGUCAGCAAGUAUUUUCUAAGUAUUGCCUUUCCACUGUUUUUCUCAUCUAAGUAUUUAGAAAAUUUAGAAAUACCUAAACAUAUACGUGAAAAUGUCAUGCUGUUAUCGGAUGGUAGUGCAGCAAAAUUAGGUUGUUAUGAAGGAAUUUCACUUAUUUCCAAAGGAAAUAUAAAGUCAGGUAUUGAAUGUAUUGAAAAAUAUGUCGAUGGUUUGCAAAAUUGCGCAGACCAACAACUUGUAAAAUGUUUAUGCUUGCAGCUUCUUACUCUUUUUUAUACUGACUCCAAAGAGUACAGCAAAUCAAGGAAAUUGAGUAAAGAGGCCACUGAGGUUUGUAAAGAAAUUGGUAAUUACAAUAUCUUUUUAAUUGGUGAUUGUGAUGAGACUUUAUCUAUGACGCAAAGGGAAUAUAAAGGCGAGCAAUUAAUAUUGUUUGUCUAUCUUUUAACUAGAUGGUCAAUACAAAUUUUAAGUGAUGAGACACAACUUUACUUUUUAAAUUUUGUUGAUCAAUUAGAGCGGCAGGUAGAAAAUAAGGCAUACAAUGCUUCACAAUAUUUAUUUCGAAUAUUCACAUACGGUGAUUGUCUUUUAGCUGAUCUUGGUGUUUGUGUAGGACAAGAAGUUCUUUUGGAUGAAAGGAUCACGUUUCUUGAAAAAUCAGUGAUGUCUGAUGACUGUUGUUCCUUGACAGAUAGAAUAUUUCCGAUGAUAUCAGAGAUGUCUGUGAGUUGUUUUUCUGCGCGAUUGCUCAAUUGCUAUAAUUUUCAAAUCGAUAAUGAAAAAAAACAAGGUCUAAGAGUUGACACAUGUCGUAACGCACUUGAUCUUUCACUUAAGCAAUAUGGUAAACAACGUUGGGAAACCGCGUUCUGUUACCUCAAAAUGGGCUUGGCUGAGAAUAAUGCUGAGAAUUAUAUUUCUGCUCUUAAUGCAUUUGAUCAGGCCCUUGAAAUUAUGACAGCCAUUCAUGAUGGGAGCAGCAGCUGUAAUGUUCAUUUAGCCGAGGUUUAUAUCGGGAAAGGAGAAGCGUAUAAAUGGCUAAACAAAUUUGAAUCUGCAGCUGCGUCUUUUGAUGAAGUACUUAGAAUAAAAAUGAAAUUGUGCGAUGAAGGUACUGAAGAAAUCGCUGAAAUCUUAGUUUUGCUAGGGCAAUCGCAGUUGGGUUUCAAUGAUUCAUCUUCUGGUCUUGCAACACUUGAACAGGCUCUGCAAAUAUGGGAAACACUGCAUGCUGAGAAGCCAAGCUCCAAUAGGUAUAUACGUGGUGCAGUUGAAUGUUACUGUAUGAUUGGACAGGUGCAUAACGCGCUUGGCAACAACACUGAAAGUAUAAAAUGUUUCAAAACUGCACUUGAAGUUAAUACGCAUUGCGAUCAAGAACGUUCAAUUAUGCAAAGUGUAAUUUUUAUACAUCUUAUAGAUUUGAAGGUAGAUGAAAACAUGUACAUGGAAUUGUUGGAAAGUAGUUUAUCAUUAAUCAAAGAAAGUCAUAAGCCGUUCUUACCUAUACUAUAUUUGAGAUUAGGUUCAAUACAAGUUGAGUCCGGAAAGUAUAAAGCUGGCCUAGCGUUCCUUCAAGAAGCUCUUGAUAUUGAGUUAGAGAUCACACUGAGAAGCAAUUUUAUUAUUCGAGAGGUAACGGUUAUAUUUCACAUCUCAAUGGUUAAAGCUUUAAAUAAUAUUGGAAAGUUUAAAUUGGCGAGAAAGGUAAUUGACAGAUCUACCCAAAUAGCAGAAUCACUGCCAGAAGUAAGCCAACAUCUUUGGAUCUUUCGAUGUUAUACGUGGAAGGGUCACAUUCAAAACAAAAUGCGGGAAUAUAUAACAGCAAUUGAUUCCCUUAAACACGCACUUCUGCGACUUCCGAAAAUUUCUGAUGAAUCCUGUUAUAAACUCGAAGAAUUUGAGUGUCGUAGGGCGUUUGCAGUAGCUCAUUUCUAUGUUGGGUCUUAUAAAGACGCGCUUACGUCAUUUUAUGACGCAUUGUCUGUCAUUAAAAGUCGUUUUCCUGAGGGAAGCGUAGCUGAAGCUGAAGUAUAUCUCCUUGUGGCCAACGUUACCCAAAAAAUGAAAAACAAAACUUUGGAAGUGAGUAACUUGCGCUUGGCGUAUAAGAUGUAUUCUAAAGUUUUAGGAGAAAACCACUCCCAGACAGAAGUAACAUAUAUUGCAUAUGCCAGAGCUCUUAUACAGUAGGUCUACGUUAAUUGCCAUAUAAUCGUCAUACCAAGUAAAAUCGUAAACAUCAAUGUCUGGACUAUCAACGGCGCAUUGUGAGACACAGUCGAUUGUUAAUUGAAAUUCAUUGCUGCACUUCGUCAAUAUUCGUACGCGACAUUGCAUGCAGUUGUGCGGUUUUUUGGAGUCCAUGCACCACUUCUAAGAAUAUUCUUAGUAUUUCCAGCAGCAACUUGUUUCAAUUUCUUCCAUGACAAGAAUUUGCAAUUGCAUCACCAAGUUUUAAUACAAAUAAUGUGUACCGUCAUAUGGCCUAUAUAUGGCUGCUGCUUUCACUUUCCAUAAAUAUUUUAAUUAUAAAAUUUGAUAGCCGUAGACAACAAAGCAGUUGUCUACAAUAUAGCAACACUCCAUCACAUUACAUGUACCAAUGCACCACACAUGACAUCUAGAUUUCAACUGUACAUAGCUUACCGAUAACUUAGUCAUGUCCUAUAGUACGAAACUGGUACAGACAGAGUUUAAAACGCUUCAUGUGAACAAGCUAGAUUUUUGGAGGGACUGUACUUCUUAUUUACGCACAAGUAAAUCUGAGAGCUCUGGCAUACCUCCAUUAAAAUUCAACGACAAUUUUUUUGUUUCUGAUAAAUCGAAAGCUGGCGCCCUUAAGGAUUCUAGUUGGGAUUUCAUCAAGACCACAGGCUUUACCGGGGUUAAGUUCGUAAGAAAGUUGCUUAGCUGCACCUUGGGAGUUGAUGAUCAAAUCUUAGAUGGAAGUGUAUGGAGAUUGACCUUUAUUUGGAAUUGGAGUAUUCUCACGGGUGAAUACUUAUAUACUGAAUAGAACUGGGAGUUAACUCAUUCUCAUCCGGUCGAAAUGUAGCAAUUUUGAGUAGUGUUGUUUUAAACGCAAAUAUCUUUCAAACAAUACAUCGUAUGGAAACAGAAAUUGCAUCGUUCGAAAGAGGAGAACUUCCACUUUCCAACGAUACCAAUUUCAAUUUUAUCACAAGUUUGGUUGACGUAAUAACGUGCAUAAAUUUGCAUAAAUUAUGAUAUGAAAAAUGUUGCAAUUAUGCAUAAACGUAUAUUUACCGGUUCAAAUUUCAAAUAUGUCAACAAUUUUAUGAAUGUAACAGAGAGAGACAGUUUUUAUCUACAAGUACCCGAAGUUAAGUUUCAUGCAUGUAGCAUAAAUGGAAGUAUUUUUACUGAAUUUUUGAAUGAACUAUGUACUAGACUAAAUUUACAUUUUGUGCUCACAUGAAACAAAUAUCCUUUUCAAAGGUUCUUUUUCAUUGCUGCAGCAUAUUAUCAAUACUUAUCACCACAUUUCCAAUAUUUCUUACUCUCUUAAAGAACUUUCUCCAUCAAUUUCGCACUGGCUUUGUUUUGGAGGGACUGUACUUCUUUUGAAGGUUUAACUGUGGAUACCUCUAUAAUUAUUUUCAUCCAUUCAUGGACCAAGUUGUUAAGGAGCAUUUAACUUUAAAGAGGAUCGAUGCUCUCGGUCUUACGAACAAAUUUUUUAAAACGUGUGGGAAUAGGGAGAAGUAUAGAGGAAUGCAUAUAAUGCCUUGCUUGGUGUGUUCCUGUUCGUAAGCUCUUUAAUACUAUCUAUUUUGCAACAACGGUUUGGACAACUACAACAAUAACCGCAGCAACAAUUAACAGGCAUAGGGUCAUGUUUGAAGGUCAGGUGAAUAAGGACGAAGAUUUGACAUUCGGUGGGGAUGGAUCCAGCCACAUCUGGUAGUCUAAGAGGGUGCUCGGCAAGUUUUGGUCAUGGCUCAUGAUGCGAUAUUGACAAAGUGUCUGAGGGAUCGAGUUAUGGCAGCAAGGCACUAGUUUGUGGUCUUGCAUUUCACAAUCAUAUUACUGUCUCGUUUUGCUGUAUUUCUGUUUUUGUAAGUGCUUUUUCAAGUUUAAAAAUGGAAUUGAUACAGAAGACUAAGGCUAUAAGCGGGGUGUUCGAUCAUGCAGACUGUGCUGAGUUUGGUUUAUUUUGCAUUUAAGGCAAUGAGGAAUCAGACGCCUUUUUUCGCCUAAUGAGGAAUCUGACGCCAUUCUCUCAUACCGCUAUAGCCCAAGCUUCGGUAUUGUUUGACUCUAAGUAAAACUGCGUUACAACUUUCAAUUUCGACAAAUAUUCUUAUUCCAAAUUCUUCAACUUCUAUUCUUCAUAUCACAUGCGGAGGAACAUGGACUGAAAAACUUUGCCAUUGUGUGCUUCAAUUGAUUUACUUUGUAAUUCUUAUUUACUCGUUGUGAAGUUAAAACUGUUUCCUGCUUAUACCUUUCGAGCAUAGUCGAAGAAGCUUUAUUUCAAAGGCGGACGGGACGAGGAUAUUGAAGAUUUUUCCUCCAUUAUGUCAAAAUUGACUUGAAAAUUAAAUUAACCUUUUUCAUACGAAAAAUGAGACUGGAUGUCUAGGGUGAGACGAGGAUUAUGAUCUCGUUAUCGUAACUGUUGUAAGCAAAAGAGCUAGAAAAUUCAUGUUUUUUCACUAUUUUCCCUUACAGUGGUCAAAUUAUUUCCUGCAAUAAAUUGUUGCAAUAAAUAAUUGGACUUCCUGCAAUAAAUGUCAGAAUAACAAUUGGUAUUGUCUCGGUUAUAGGCGGGAGUUAGGAGCAAUUAUAUAUGACAAAAUCAUGACUUUCAUGCAGGACCUGCGAAGAAAAUCUAGAUAAUUUUUUAAUUUUUUAAUUUUGAAAUAAACCUUUUAACUACAUGCUCAUUUCAGCCAAGCCUUGAAAACGGCGUUUAUGUUGAGAUUUUUCAUCCCAGUUAUAGCCGAUAGCUUAACGGUACCAUCAAUGCCAGAAUCAUAUAAUCCAUACAGCUCGCUACAAGUUGUAUUUUGUUGUCAUUUGCUACAGUAAUAUGAGCAAGAGAUUCACUGAACUAUUAACGAGCUUCUCAAAGCGUGGUAUUUUGGUGACCUAAGAUUGAAAACGAAAUACAAUUUGCAGGAAAUGUUCGUGCUGCAUGUAAAACCAUGCAUGUUAAUUCUUUGUUAACCGAAUAAUUUAAUCAAGUAUGGUUGAUAAAGAAUACCGGCCUAUAUGCUGUUCUAUUAAACCUGCAUCUAAAUAGGUUGAAGCAAAUCAUAAAAAAUUGCGAUAGCAUUGCCAGUUGCUAUAUGGCUGGAUUGCCACUGAAAAUCUCUAAUGCAUGAUUGAAUUAAUUAUAAGUACGCACGAAAUCAAUUAUUAAUAUAUUAGUAGUAGUUUAGUGCAAGCAUAUUUCCAAGAUAAGCGUAUUUCAGUAUUUUAUUUUAAUAUUAGUAUAGGUAAUCAUGCGAUGUUGCUCGUACAAUUAGGGAUUAAUAGUACGAGUGAUGUUUGGAAAUUUUGCCAAAAUUGUACGGGCCAUUUAGCAAAUUUCCAAACAUCACGAGUACUAUUAACCCUUAUUGUACGAGCAGCAUCGCAUGAUUACUUGUUUAUUAUUAGCAUGACAAAAUUGGAUACUUCUCAAUGUCAACAUAAUAUUCUCUCGCCAAAGCCCAGUCCUGUCAGAUUAUCAACCAAAAUUUGGUGCUUUUGUUCGUAUUUUCAUUUAGUUAUUUUGUUAAAUUAAAGCAACAUUUGGUGCUUUUGUUCGUAUUUUCAUCUAGUUCCUCUAGGGCAAUUUCAUUUCACAUUUAUAUUUUGUUAAAAUACCUUUCCGCCAUUUUGUUUGUUUUGGGAAAAUCAUUAAUUGUACUGCAGUACAAUUGAUGAAAUAAUUGUACUCCUCUCAACCAAUCAGUAUCCAGUAAUUUUGUCAUGCUAAUAAUAAAUAGUUAAAAAGCAUUUUUGUAUUGUAUGAAUAUAAGUUACUUUAAUUUUUUCCAUGCACUGCAUUACUUUACCUAUAGUAUACUCAGGGAGGCUGGAACGAUAAAAGGGACACGUCGAGUCGAAUCUAAGAAUGGUCCGACCGAUCGUAAGAUGCAUGCAUAUGAUAUCAUUCGUCAAGUUAGCACAAAUGUACCGUGAGGAAAUUUUUCAGACCGGAAGUCAAAAUAUACUAGAAAGAUGUGCGAUUCUAAUUUUUUCUUCUAUAAUUUUGAAUUAUGACCACAAUUUGCUAUAUAACCAUGAAGUAUAGACUAUUUUUCAUCUCAAUUUAUAUUGUUCUAGAGGCUGAUAUGUCUAAAUGAUAAUGACGUUUGAGAUUAUAACAAGUCAUUUCCUUUCAGCGAAAUAUUGCCGAAUUGGAGAAAUCCUUGCCUUGUUCCAGCGUCCUAAUUGCAUAUAAAAUUUAAAUAUAAAAUGUGACUUUAGAUAAGUGAUAACACUAAAUUUGCUCACAUUUACGAGAGACAAAUGGAUAGGAAACUGAGAAGAUGUUUUGCUUUUUUAGUGCAUCUUAUUACUCUCAGCUUAAUUAUAACGCUCAUUUUAAAGAGUUGCGUAAAUGCGAACGGGUUUGGUGGCCACAUUGUUUUGUCGCAUCUCUAUUUCAUCCAAUAUAAUACUGUAUUAAAAACUAUGUAAAAUAAAAACGACAUGUUUGGCAUUUGAAAGAUGGAUACAAAAAUUCUUUUGUAAUAAUUACGAUGCUAGACUUUUUUCAAUAUUUCAUAAUUGUCCUGAUCUCAUUUCACUCUGCGAUUUUUGGAGCAAUUUCAGGAUGAUGAUAUAUUUAAUGACGAGUAUUUUUUAAUGCACCAAUUCGUUAAGCGAAUAUUCUAGGACAAUUAAGAAAACAACUAUGACACACACAAUGUUGUGGGAGAAGGGUUGUCGAGGAGAAAUGCUCCGAUUAUACUUUAAACUGUGGCCAAAGUGUCGCCCCACAGACUCACUAUUACAGCAAUAUGAUUAUGAUAUAAUUAUAUGUCCUCAGAGGGUCGUGG